Molecule: messenger RNA, 1027 nt
Organism: Mycetomoellerius zeteki
Lineage: Eukaryota; Metazoa; Arthropoda; Insecta; Hymenoptera; Formicidae
Gene: Prp38
Product: pre-mRNA processing factor 38
Exons: 3
Coding region: 32-955 (307 amino acids)
Source: RefSeq, a predicted model, not a curated record
UAGCAAGUCUAGUUGGUCAUAGAAUUCGAAAAUGGCAAACCGCACGGUGAAAGAUGCUAAAUCCAUUCGCGGAACAAAUCCACAAUAUUUGAUUGAGAAGAUUAUCAGAUCUCGGAUAUACGAUUCUAAGUACUGGAAAGAGGAAUGUUUUGCUUUAACUGCCGAAUUGUUGGUCGACAAAGCAAUGGAGUUGAGAUUUCUAGGAGGAGUGUACGGUGGUAAUGUGAAGCCAACCCCAUUCCUAUGCCUCAUAUUGAAAAUGCUCCAAAUACAACCUGAGAAGGAUAUCAUAGUUGAAUUUAUAAAGAACGAAGAGUUUAAAUAUGUUCGGGCUUUGGGUGCACUGUACAUGAGACUGACUGGUUCUUCCCUAGACUGUUACAAAUAUCUGGAACCAUUAUUCAAUGACAACAGAAAGCUCAGAAUUCAGAAUAAACAGGGUGUAUUCGAGCUCGUACACAUGGACGAAUUCAUUGACAUUCUUCUUAGGGAUGAAAGGUGUUGUGAUGUUAUUUUACCGAGAAUUCAAAAGAGACAUGUUUUAGAAGAAAAUAAUGAGUUAGAAGCGAAGAUAUCAGCAUUGGAAGAUGAUAUGGAUGAUGGUAUUGAAUCAUCAGAGGAAGAAGAAAUUCCACCAAUUAAGGAAUUACCACGCAAGAGACCUGACGAUCACGAACGGGACAGAGAUCGUCACAGAGAUAGGGAUAAGAGGCACUCUCGAACCGAGAAGAAAUCCGACAAGGAAAAGCAAAGAUCUAGAAGCAGGGAAAGGGACAGGGAUAGAGACAGGAGAGAACGUAAACGCAGCAAAUCGCCAAAAUCUCAUUCAUCGGCGCACAAAGAUAAGGACAGGGACAGAGAUCGUCAUAGAAGAGAUGAUAGAGAGCGGGAGAGAGAACGAGAACGAGAAAGGGAUCGUGAUCGUAGAAGGGAACGCGACAGAACUAGACAUUAAGAUUAAGAAGUAUGGUGAUAUGGACAAUCUUUUUGUCAAAUUUUCUAUGAGAGAAAUGAAUUGGUAAGCUUU